CGGCCCAAGAUUGCCCUAUAUCCCGUGGCCGUGGGCCGUGAUGUGAACCGCCAACUGUUCGCCACCAGGAGUGUUCCCUCUCCGCCGCCCUGCCAUCCCAGGGAUUUUUGUUCUCUCUUCCUGCGGCGGUGUUUCUGAAACCUAAUUAGAGUUACGUUCUGGAUUUUUUGUGGUUUGUUUGGAUUUUCAAGAAAGGGGAGAAAGAGAGGAUUGAAGAAUAUGAGGGAAAUUGUGACAAUCCAAGUUGGCAAUUUUGCAAAUUAUAUCGGUUCUCAUUUUUGGAACUUCCAGGAUGAGUUACUUGGAUUGGUUGAGGAACCCCAUGGAGAUCCUAUUUUCAAGAAUUCAUCCUUGGAUAUGGAUGUGCUUUAUCGUGCUGGUGAAACACAACAGGCUCUGUUUAUGUAGCCUAGCUGUAGGCUGUUGGGAACUACAUGAUGGAGGGUCUUCUUACAUACAGCCCGCGUUUGAUAUCAGUUGGUUUUCAAGGAUCUCUUGGUUCUCUAAGUUCAUCAGGUUCGUUAUUUGACAACAUUUCAACAUAUGAUCCCACAGAUAUUGUUACAUGGACUGGCAAUGUCUCCAGAUGCGCAGCAGAACCUCACAAAAAGAAUUUAUUUUUGCAAAGCUUAUGUGAAGAAGACCAGCAGAAAUCAGCUCUUUAUGCAAAUGAUCCUGACAAAGAGAAGACCAGUCCUCAGAAACAAAUUCAGGAUAAGGAUCUGGUUGAGUGCCUAGAAAGUGGGGUUCAAUUUUGGACAGACUUUUCUAAAGUUCAGUAUCAUCCUAGGAGCCUCUAUGAAUUGCAUGGUUCAUGGACUGAUGUCCAGAAACUUGACAACUAUGGAAUUGGAAAGGAUGUUCUUUCAGAAGGGCUGCAAAUAGAAGAGAUGAAUGAGAGGCUUCGAUUCUUUGUUGAAGAAUGUGACCAUGUUCAGGGAAUUCAAUUCAUUGUUGAUGAUUCAGGAGGUUUUUCCAGUGUGGCUGCAGAAUAUUUGGAGAAUAUUGCAGAUGAAUAUACAAAUACACCAGUAUUGCUUUAUGCUGCAAGAGAUCCUGGUGCUUAUGCAUUUCCUGUGAGCCAGAAGGAAUCUAUAACAAGAGUUCUUCAUGAUGCCGUCUCUUUUUCAAGGCUAUCUUCCUUCUGUAAACUGAUGGUACCAGUUGGAUUGCCUUCUCUAAGAAGUAAACUAUCCUCUGUACUUAAUGUGGAUGAUCAGAAGCUUUUCCACAGCAGUGCUGUUUAUGCUGCUUCCAUACACUCAAUAAGUAUUCCCCUUCGGAUGGAACUGCCUGGACCAACUGCAACCUCGGCAUAUGUUUCUGGUGCUGUUGAUGUUGGUGAGAUUGUACACAUUUUAGCAGGUCAAGAAAGGCAAAACAUGGUGACUAUUCUGGACACGGCCAUGCCAGCUCCAUCUUUGACAGAUGAACACAACCAAGGAUCCAUACACAGGAACUUGCACCCUUUGACCCCAGAAGUUGAAGAAGAUGAUGAUGAUUUGCAUGCAGUAGAAUCAUUGAUUAUCCAUGGAGCCCUUCAUUCAGGUGAUCAUCGGGCUUCCAUUUCACAAGUGAAGGAUGCAAUAAAUGCUUCAUACCUUGGUGGAUCUCAAAAGCCAAAGUUAGCAUAUCUCUCGAUAGCCCUUUGCCCACUUCCAAUACCGCUGCCUUUUCCAUCAAUUUUUGGAAGCUGUGUCGGCCGGCAUGGUGAGUUGUUGGGCAAUCAAAGUGAAGGGGCUCACUCAAGAGGAUCACUCGAAAUUGAUUCUAUCCCAAUGGCUGCAAGGCUACGGUCAAGUAAGGCUGUCAUGCCUCUCAUAGAGAGAAGGCUGGGGAACCUUCGCAAGCAUGGGACAGCAAGAGGAGCUCCAGGUGCUGAGCUGCUUCGAAGUUGGGGCUUUGGAAAAGAUGAGGUAGAAGACAUGGGGGAGUUCUUGUCUAGAUUGUUGAUGAGUCUGAAUUUACAAAUGACAUUGGAGCAAAGUCAGAGCAAGUCAGCAUCGGAGAUCCUAGCCCAUCUGGUCAUAUUGGAUUCCUCGGGAUCAGAGCAUUGUCUGCAGAGCUGGCACUCUAACCAAAUAUAUGAUUUAUAUUGUUAUGUUAUCCUGAUUAAUAGUUUUAUGGUUAUAUCUUUGUCAUUUUUGCUUGAACUGGGCUUGUGGAAUCACGAGUUAAAGAGUAUCAUAUGCUUGUGUACCGACGCAUUCAAGGGCUGAGACACUGGUAUCUCUCUUACAUUAUACUUGUUACAUUUGAGGAAUGACUUGUUCAACAUAUGUUUUGGUGAACAUCAAGUUUUUAGGCGAAUACCAAUAUGUCCUAUCUCCUGGAAAAGUAUGUUUUUUUGAUCAGCACAGAUGAAGUGGGAGAAACAAGAUUAGCUCUCUCUUUCUCAUCCUUCUUGAGGGGUCAAGUGGCAUUCUUCAGAAUGCAAGGAACUUGGCUGAGCACAAGCAAAAACUUAGCUUCCACAGACAGGAGCACCUUUUAUGCUGCGCACCAAUGGCAGAGCACUUGAGCUCGAGUCUCAGCGGUGAAUCUGACAAUGCAUUGCAUUAAGGAAGCAUUUUCCCCUUAGCGAGGCACUUCAAAUUAGCAAAUGCUGUAAUAGACAUGCUAUAAUGAACUGAGGUUGUUCAGCUUUGCAUAUAGUAUGAAGGCUCCAGUCAUGAUCAUUUUAGCAUCGCCUUGAACUUGAUGAGAGACUA
This is a messenger RNA of Phoenix dactylifera (date palm), 2711 nucleotides long. The record is from RefSeq and is a predicted model, not a curated record. NCBI's taxonomy places the organism in Eukaryota, Viridiplantae, Streptophyta, Magnoliopsida, Arecales, Arecaceae.